UUCAUAUGGAGAUUUGGGAGUAUAAAUAGAGGGAGAGGAGAGAGAGUUGAGCACAGAUCUCAUCUGAUCCUAACGGAGAACUGAACACAAGACACACAGCCAUGGCACCAACAAUCACUGGAUCAGUCAUCAGCAGAGAACAACUUCCACUCACAAACAAGCUGAGAAAGCCCAUAGUGGAGAAGAUGCGCAGAGAACGAAUCAACAGCAGCAUUGAGAAGCUCAAGUCUCUUCUGGGUCAAGAGUUCCUAAAGCAACAGCCCGACUCCAGACAGGAGAAAGCUGAUAUCCUGGAGAUGACGCUGGAUUUCUUGAGACUCCAGCAGCGCUCCCAGAAUACCUCGUCCUUCAGCUGUACUGCAGCUGGUGACGGACGCUCCAGAUGUGUGCAGGAGGCCGUCAACUUUCUGUCUCAGUGUCCAGAGCAGACAGAGUCCCACAGAAGACUGCUGAAGCACUUCCUGAACACGCAGCCCUGCACAGAGAACAACACACGAGUGCCGCCUCAGAUCAGUUCACCAGCCGCACAGAGCAGCAGCAAAGAGCAAACUCUGGCGCUCUGGAGACCCUGGUAGAAGCUGUUCUAUGUGAAUGUGAACUACCACGAUUAACUCUGUUAUUAGAGAACAUGGUAUUUCAGCUCUUUCAUGAGAGAACAAUCGCCUGUAUUCCUAUAUUUGGAUCUCACUGUAUUUUUGCCAUUGGCAAAUUACCCUUCCAGCUAAUUGAAUCUGCUAUGUUAGCAAUUAUAUAUCUCAUACUGAGAUGCAAUAUAGAUAAUCUAUGAACAUGUUCCAUGUUUCUGAAUAGAUCCAAUGGAUCUCUAUUAACUUCUUGUUCUUUUUUGAAUAGCUUUUUUUUAUGUUGGUGUUGUAGAUUUUAUAUAAUCAACUAUAUGGCCAACAAAUUCUUUUAUAAAGAUUAUUUAGGUAACUGCGUUUUAAACAAGUGAAAGGUGUGUCUAACAAUCAAGCACAGUGGUAGAAAAACACUAAAUGAAGAUGCUGGAUAUCAUAUGCAAAUGUUUUAUAAAAAUAAUAAAUGUCUAUUUUACAUCAUA
Carassius auratus (goldfish) is the source of this 1060-nucleotide messenger RNA. RefSeq names its product transcription factor HES-5-like. The record is from RefSeq and is a predicted model, not a curated record. The transcript is spliced from 2 exons. NCBI's taxonomy places the organism in Eukaryota, Metazoa, Chordata, Actinopteri, Cypriniformes, Cyprinidae. Gene Ontology annotation, biological process: regulation of DNA-templated transcription. Gene Ontology annotation, molecular function: protein dimerization activity; DNA binding. Bases 102 to 575 code for a protein of 157 amino acids.